This is a messenger RNA of Fukomys damarensis (Damara mole-rat), 1036 nucleotides long. RefSeq names its product heart and neural crest derivatives expressed 2 (gene Hand2). The annotation marks the transcript as partial. Gene Ontology annotation, molecular function: RNA polymerase II transcription regulatory region sequence-specific DNA binding; protein dimerization activity; DNA-binding transcription factor activity, RNA polymerase II-specific. The record is from RefSeq and is a predicted model, not a curated record. The transcript has 2 exons. Gene Ontology annotation, biological process: heart development; regulation of transcription by RNA polymerase II. NCBI's taxonomy places the organism in Eukaryota, Metazoa, Chordata, Mammalia, Rodentia, Bathyergidae.
CCGGGCCUGGGGGGGCCGCGCCCGGUGAAGCGCCGGGGCACCGCCAACCGCAAGGAGCGGCGCAGGACUCAGAGCAUCAAUAGCGCCUUCGCCGAACUGCGCGAGUGCAUUCCCAACGUGCCCGCCGACACCAAACUCUCCAAAAUCAAGACGCUGCGCCUGGCCACCAGCUACAUCGCCUACCUCAUGGACCUCCUGGCCAAGGACGACCAGAACGGCGAGGCGGAGGCCUUCAAGGCGGAGAUCAAGAAGACAGACGUGAAAGAGGAGAAACGGAAGAAGGAGCUGAACGAAAUCUUGAAAAGCACAGUAAGCAGCAAUGACAAGAAAACCAAAGGCCGGACAGGCUGGCCGCAGCACGUCUGGGCCCUGGAGCUCAAGCAGUGAGGAAGAGGAGGAGGAAGAGGAGAGAGCGAGUGAGCAGGGGCCAAAGGGCCAGACACAGACCCAGGACUCCCGGCAAGCCCUCGGCUCCGGCUCCGGCUCUGGCUCCGCUCUGAGGACUACUUGCAUUUGGAUCACCCGGUUUAUUUAUGUGCAAUUUCCAUCCCCCUCUCUUUGCCCCCCUUUGAGGCAUCUGUUCCCCACCUCCCCCUCCAAAAAAGUGGAUAUUUGAAGAAAAGCAUUCCAUAUUUUAAUAUGAAGAGGACACUCCCACGUGGUAAGGGAUCCCUUCGACUCAUAGAUUUUGUGUGUGUGAAUGUUCCCUGUUGGCUGUGUAGACACUACCGUUGCCCCUCCUCACCUAACCAGCCCCUUCCAGAUAAAGACAGCAGACACUAGUGCAUAUGUGAAGUGUAUCUUUAAUUCCUGGCCUUUGGAUAUAAAUAUUCCUGGGGAUUAUAAAGUUUUAUUUCAAAGCAGAAAACAGGGCCACUAACAUUUCCGUUGGGGUCAGUAACUAGUGCUGUCCUUUCAUUAGUGACCAUUCCCUAUUCAAAGAUGUUUCCAACAGCUACUUGUUUUGUGCACUUCUGUCCUCUAAAACUAAGUGGAAUUUAAUUAAUAUUGAAGGUGUAAACAUUGUAAGUAUUCA